Messenger RNA from Arvicanthis niloticus (Nile rat), 2623 nucleotides. The record is from RefSeq and is a predicted model, not a curated record. Lineage: Eukaryota; Metazoa; Chordata; Mammalia; Rodentia; Muridae.
GCUUCCUGAGGUAAGGGGCUUGUGUUCGCGACUGGCCGGGCCGCUGCUACCCUCCUACAGCCUACUUGAGGCAUCGAUAGAGGUCGUUGGGCCCGGGCGCGGGGUGUGUGGAGAGGCUGAGGCUUCGUGCCGGGGGUUGGGGCGGAGGUGCUUGGCCGGUCCUCUGGCUGGGGUUGGUUGCUUUAUUUUCGGAUGCUGCGGCUAAAACUCAAGGCCUUAAUUAUACUAGGCAAACGUUAAACCUGAAAUAUGCCCUUAUCUGUUAUUCAUUUUUAAAAAACAGCAAUUCGGUACUUUUGUGGAUAUGUUUUAUUAGAGCUGUUAAGUGGGGAUACUCAGAAACAAAAACCUACCCAGAAAUGUUGCCACCAGAGUGUAAAAUAUAUUGUGAUUUUAAGACCUGCCAUUGCCACUGACCUUCGUUUGGCUCAAGUCGUGGUUCAUUGUGCUCUGGUCAAAAUAAAACUUUUUACUUGAUGACUGAUGGCUACUGAAACUUGACAACUUGUCCUGAUUUUCUCUGCACUAGGCUGGUUAUAUCUAUAGGUCGAGUCGUUUGAACCUGAUGGACGCUGAUUGAGGAAACACAUUAUAGAUUGUAUUUUUUUUCUUUCUUCUAUGGACUUAAACAUGUUUUUUUCUAUUUGAACUUAGUUUUAAGAAACCAUAAAUUCAUAUCAAAUAUAAAAAACAGGAGUAGUUAAACCAUGAGUUGUGGAAAUGAGUUUGUGGAAACACUGAAAAAGAUUGGUUAUCCCAAAGCUGAUAUUCUUAAUGGAGAAGAUUUUGACUGGCUGUUUGAGGCUGUUGAAGAUGAGUCAUUUUUGAAAUGGUUUUGUGGGAACGUGAAUGAACAAAACGUAUUGUCUGAAAAAGAAUUGGAAGCUUUCAGCGAUCUUCAGCGAUCAGGCAAGCCCAUCCUAGAAGGAGCAGCAUUGGUUGAAGUUCUUAGAACCUGUAAAACUUUUGAUUUGAAAACAUGUAAACUGGAUGACGAAGAGAUACAGAAAUUAGAAGAUGAGGUUCAAAUGCUGCAGAAAUUAAAAAACUCAAAAAUUCAGCGACAGAAUAAAUACCAGUUAAUGGCUUCUGAAACUAGCUACAAGUCUCUGGCAUUAAAUGCUAAACAAGAGGAAGCCACUAAGAAGCUGAAACAAAAACAAGGGUUCCUAAAUACUGUGAAUACCAAGCUCAGUAAUGAACUUCAGGUUCUUACUGAUAGAAUUAAUAAUUUGAUUAUAUUCUUUAGAAAUUCUAAUUUAAGUGAAAGGACAAAUCCAAUGGUGUUUUUAUCUCAGCUUUCCUUGGGAAAAUAUAUAAGCCAAGAAGAGCAGAGCACAGCAGCCUUAACCUUAUAUACAAAAAAGCAAUUCUUCCAAGGUAUACAUGAAGUAGUUGAAAGUUCAAAUGAAGAGAAUUUUCAACUUUUAGAUAUACAAACACCAUCUAUUUGUGAAAAUGAAAAAAUCUUUGGGGAUCGACGACUGGAGAUGGUUAGACUCCAGAUAGCAUGCAUCUGUGCUCAACGGCAGAUCAUAUACUUGAAAGCAAGUAAUUUGAGCAUGAAGUCAAGUAUAAAAUGGGCAGAAGACAAUCUUCAUAGACUAACCAAUGAGGUUAUUGGUAAAGAAAAUUUGGAUGCAAAACUUUCUAGCUUGAAUAGUGAGAUUCUAAAACUUGAAGAACAAAUCACUCAUAUAAAAGACGAAAGUUUGCCUGCUUUGGUAAAAGAGAAUGCCCAGCUAUUGAACAUGCCAGUUGUAAAGGGCGAUUUUGAUCUGCAGAUUGCUAAACAAGAUUAUUAUACAGCAAGGCAAGAGCUAGUGUUAAAUGAGUUGAUGAAGCAGAAAGCAUCGUUUGAGCUUGUCCAGUUAUCGUAUGAGAUUGAGUUGAGAAAACACUGGGAUACAUAUCGGCAACUGGAGAGUUUGGUUCAGCAACUCAGUCAAAGAAACAUGGUGCUCUGCCAGCACCUGGCAAUGUUAACAGGACUACCAGCAUCUGAGCAGUUAACCUCAAGGACUCCCAUCAACACCAAAGAUCAUUCUACUCAUAGGCUUUAUCAACUUUUAGAAGGAGACAAUAAAAAAAAAGAAUUGUUUAUAACCCAUGAACGCCUGGAAGAAGUAGCUGAAAAAUUGAAACAAGAUGUUUCUCAAAUACAAGAUCAGUUGGCAGUAUCUACUCAAGAGCAUUUUUCCUUUUUGUCCAAACUGAAUAAUGACGUGGACAUGCUUUGUGAUGCUUUGUAUCAUGGAGGGAAUCAGCUAUUGCUUUGUGAUCAGGAGUUAAUAGAGCACUUUCAUCAAGUUGAAUCUCAGUUGAAUAAACUAAACCGUCUCCUUACUGAUAUUCUUGCUGAUGUGAAGACGAAAAGAAGAACUUUGGGAACUAAUAAAUUGCUUCAAGUAGAAAGAGAAUUAUAUGUAUAUUUUUUUAAAGAUGAAGACUAUCUAAAAGAUGUUGUGGAAAACUUAGAAAACCAGUUAAAGAUUAAGGCCUCGGGUCUUAAAGACUGAAGACUUCUAAAAACAGAAUUUUUACUAUGCCUGUUUUUGUUUACUAUGCUGUGUUUUAAAAUGCUGGACUAUAUCUAAUAAACCAAUAAUUUUUUUUAUUUGUA